Hypomesus transpacificus is the source of this 9480-nucleotide messenger RNA. It is a transcript of the gene aard, whose product is annotated as ankyrin repeat domain-containing protein 26. NCBI's taxonomy places the organism in Eukaryota, Metazoa, Chordata, Actinopteri, Osmeriformes, Osmeridae. The transcript has 42 exons. The record is from RefSeq and is a predicted model, not a curated record. Bases 225 to 8027 code for a protein of 2600 amino acids. Gene Ontology annotation, molecular function: protein binding.
GGCUACAUGUCUGUAGCAAAGUAGUGUAGAAGCUUAUUUUUGAGGUGAUCAACAGGUUAGUGUGUCAAGUUUUUUGCUGAACUUUUUCUCACUAUUUCGGAAUAUAGCUGUCUUAAGGGAUGGGAAAGACACCUGUGGUUAGCCUCCAGCGGUACCUGAGCGUCAGGUAGUGUCACUGCAAAUGCAAUGCAGUCGCGUCACUGUCAACUGUGCAACCAUAUACAAUGAAGAAGAUAUUUAACUUCACAAAGAAAAAGAAAGGCUUUUCUCCAAACGCCUCUGAUUCAGGGAGUGUUCUGUCCGUCGGUUAUGAUUUGAAAGACAAGGACCUUGGGAAGGUCCACAAAGCUGCUUCUGUGGGCGACUUGGCAAAGCUAAAGCAGCUUGCCAAAAAAAAUGACAUUAAUCAACUUGACAAGGAGAACAGAACAGCACUUCAUAUUGCUUGUGCCAAUGGACAUGCAGAGGUGGUCCAGUUCCUGGUUGAGAGCAAAGCAAAGCUCAACUUAUGCGACAAUCAAAACAGGUCCGCCUUGAUGAAGGCGGUGCAGUGCCAGCAGGACCGCUGCGUGGCUCCUCUGCUGGGGCACGAGGCCGAUCCCAACCUCCUGGACAUCAACGGGAACACAGCCCUGCACCUGGCCGCCUGCAUCCCCGCCGUCUCCACCGCCAGCCUGCUCCUGGAGCACGAGGCCCACAUCAACGCUCAGAACAGGGAAGGGUAUACCCCCUUGACCAUGGCAGUGAAAGAAAACCACAUAGAGAUGGCAGAGUUUCUCUUGAAGGAAGGUGCUAAUGUGAACACUGCAGAUCAGGGCCGGAGGUCGCCGUUGAUGAUAGCUGCAUGUAAUGGACAAAUCAGCAUGGUGCGACUGCUGUUGCAGUAUGACGCAGACAUCACAGUAAAGGACACUAACGGGUGGUCAUCAGACGACUACGCAGUGAUGAAUGGACAUCAUGCUUGUUCCCAUCUCAUUAUUGAGCAUGAAACCAAGCGCAAGUCGAUGCCUUCCCCCUCACACCUCGUCCCAAGCAAGAAGAAGCAGUCCUCCAGGUUGGGCAGCUCCUCACAAGGAGUGGAAGCAGGCUUUACUCUAGGAGGGCCGGCCACUGACAGAGAUGACACUGAGGACAAUUCACAAUCAGAGUCUGUAAGUCGUGCAUCAAAAAGUGCUGCCGAUGACUGGCCUUCUUCAGAUGAAGACGAGGAUUUGGACUUAAGCCCAAAGAAACCUAACAAGCUGAACCUAAAAAAACUAAUGGGUAGCGCCAAGAGAAGUCAUAGCGCAGAUCCUCCAGAGCCCUGGAGAGAGGCUGAGUGUGAGAGAGAGAGCCAGGACACACAGGUCCAGAGCAACUCAUCCCUCCACAAGGCUUUACCUCUUAGCAGCAGAAAUCCUCAGCACCUAAUAUCCCCCUCACCCAGCUCCUUGUCCAACCCUCCCCAGAUGACCUCUACCCCAGUCCUAAGCUCCAGAAAGGAGAAAGACUCCGAUGAUGAGGAAGGUGAUGAAGAAGAGGAGGGGGAAGAGGGAGAAUCCAAAGAGGUUGGGGAGGUUGUUAAAGGAAAGAUGAGCCAUCAAACUGAAGGGGAUGAUUCCCCUACAGUUGAGGAUCAAACACCAGGCCCCAAAAGUGAUGCAGCCAAAGAGCAAAGAGACUUCCUGUCUGAGUUGGGUCUGGAGAAGGGAGAAGAUGAAGAUGACUCGUGGGAUUCUGAGUCUUGUUCCGACAGUCCAAAGAAACCUCACAGGGAGGACCCAAGUUCCCUGACUAAGGCGAACAAGAUCAUGUCCAGUAUUUCCGAGGAGGGCAAAGAAGACCUGUUAUACGUCCCCUCUUUCUUGAGGUGUUCUGGGAGCUAUAGGACACCGUGUGUAGAGCAGUGGAGGAGUGUAGGAAGCCAGGGAGCGGUAAUAAAGAACGACCCAGAGGAGGAGGAGGAGGAUGAUGUUGCUGUAGGUGAUGGGAACGACACGGCCAUCCCAGACAAGGAGACGGGCAGGAUUAAAAGGGAACCACUGUCUGUUGUAAGCAAACUGGAGUUAUCCAAAGGAGAUGCUGAGGGAAAGACAGACAUUAUGGAUGAGCUUGGGCUGGGUGAUGUGGAUGAUCUGGAAGACGCGUCCGACUGGGACACAGCCAGCACCGCAAGCCGAAGGACCCUCCCUGGGCGCAGGGUGCCCUCCCCAGGAGCAGAGCAGCUGCCACAGGCCUCCCCUGUCCCCCUGCCCGAGGCCCAGGAGCAGGACGCCCCUCCCGUACCCCCUCCAGCCCAGAGGAGCAGCCACAGCUCAGACGGGAGGUCCUGUCCGGGAGACGGCGCUCCACUGCCGAUCCCGCGCUCCUCCACGCCUCGCUCUCCUGGCCUGUCCCUGCCAUGUCCCCAGCCCCGUGUCAGGAAGACUCUGCCUCAGAGAGCCGAGAGUGAAGAAGACUCAGAUUGGGACUCGGACCAGGUGGCCUCCACCUCCAGCCCGCUCAAAGCUGCCUCACCUCUGCCAAACAUCGCUGAAAGUGACGGAGUGUUGAACCCAGAGCACGGUGUGCGUGAGCCCUCACCGCAAGAUCAGGAGAGAGAGAACAGCCCAGAGCUGGGGGAGGAGCGACCAGAGGAGAAGCCGCUGUUGAGGGAGGAGACCCCAACGAGGAAAGAGUCACCAUUGGAGGAGCCCCAAUUGAGGGAGGAGUCCCCAUUGGAGGAGGACUUUUCAGAGGAGGAGCGACCAAUAAAGGAGCCACCAGAGGUGGGUCUAAAUCUAGGAGGAUCCUAUUCAUCUAGCAGUGUUGUGAUUGGACGGUUCCUCACUCCCUUUCUGUCAUUCUGUGGUUUGGUAACUAAUGUGUUGUGGAUCCCCUUUUUUGUGUUUGCUUCGUGGUUAACCGUAUUUUUUUGUUCACUCAUGCCAUCAAAGGAGAGAGAUGUUGCGUUAGACGUAUCAGAGUUAGACCUAAGUAACCCGUACCACCUGAGCCCAGUGGGGUUCCGCGCUGGAGAGGAGGAAGAGGAGGAGGACGAGGAGGAAAGGAGAGAUCAGAAAGAAGAAACCAACGAAGGGGUACCAUGGGAGAAACGCUACGAGAAGAUCUGGGUGGAAGUGGAGAAAAGGGAGGUCAAGACCUGCUACAGGAACGUAACAGCCGAGCUGAAGGAGAAGUUUGGAGAGCUCGUGGAGUCAGAGGCCGGAAAAACAAGCUGGGAAGACUGUCCAGAGGAUCUGGACGAGCAGGUGGAAGCUGCAGGUGGAAGCGCAGAGUCGUCGUCCAGCGAUGAAGAUGAGGGGGAACCCGUUCUCCGUCCGACCGCCAGAGCCAGGAGCACUGUCCUGCUCACCAUCCCUGAGCAGAGGGAGUCAGGCCUGGAAGACUCCCAGACAGAGUCGGCUGACAACUCCCUCCGUGAGGACAGGCCCAAACCUGGCAACCACCAACCUGGCAACCACCAGCCUGCUCCGAGCGCUGGGACAAGAGGGGGUGGCACCCCGAGGCUUGUCGGGGAUGAUGCCAGUGCAGACCAGCAUCGGGAGAAGAGCAGGUCUCCUUCCCCAGCUGGAGGAAGCUGUACAAGAGGGCAUAACUCCACCAAUGUCUUCCAGGACCCAAACACGGAACCCAAACCAACCACCACAAACGUGGACUCGUCAUUGACCAACCGGGAGACCAAGCAUGAGCCUGAACCAGACUUAGCCUCCAGCCCGGAACCUGCCUGUGGGUUGCGAGGUACAGACCAAGAGUUCUCCUCCAGUUCUGAAGAAGAUCCGGAAGACACGCCCUCAAAGCCUCCGGUGUUGAGCGCCGGCCCCACAGCGCCCUCUGGUGUCUCGGAUGAAGAGCUGGAGGAGGGCCUGCAGAGGUUCAGGCAGGAGGUAGGGAUGCUGAAGGUUGUGUUCCUGGAUUUGGAGAAAGAGAAGGCCCUGCUCCAGAACGAGGUAGAGGACGACCGCCCUCACUCCUGUAGUGCCUGCCACUCCACCUUCACCUCUCUCUCUCUCUGUUUCUGUCUCUCUCUCUCUCUCUGUUUCUGUCUCUCUCACUCUCACUCUCUCGGGAGGAGAAGCUCUCUGGAGGUGCAGGACUCCAGCGCUCUGUGGGCCGCAGGACAGGCUGGGAGGGAACUACUGAAGGAAGAGCCUGACAGAGAGUCUAGAUAUCUAGAUGGAGCCGCUCAGAUGGAACAGAAACUCCAAGCUAGUGGCAGUAUAUCUCCAAGACUGGGGUCAAACAGUCCAAAGAGUGCCACGAGGGCCCCCGAGGAGCCCCAGGUCCCCCUGCAGCAGCACCUCAGUGGCAGGGAGGAGAGGGGAGCUGUAGCUAGAGAGAGGACCCCGCGGGGGGCCCCCCCAAAGCGGGCCGGGGGGGCUCGACGGCGCGGAGCCCCCCAGGCACACACCCACCUUAACGGAGACCCGCUGUCUGUGUUUGACGAUAGUACUGUCAGUGACGUGUCGGACGAUGACGGAAGGUCCCCGUCUGUUGGGAGCCGGAGAGACAAGAUUCAGCCUGCCGGUGAUGUGGAGAUGGCGGAGGACUUUGACGAGCUAACGCAGUCCUCUGACACGGGCACAGACGACAUGGACACCUCUGCAUCAGGGUACCACCACGCCUCUCUGCUCAUCAAACAGCUGGACGCCACCUCGCUAGACUCUGUGAGCGUGGUGAAGCUGCAGAACAUGUUCCACGAGUACGAGAGGACCAUCCACCGGGAGAGGGGUCGCCACGCGCGCCUGGCCGACAAGCUGAGCCAGCUGGAGGGGGAGAGCGGGGAGCUGAGGAGCGCUCUGGAGGAGGUGCGGGACCUCAAGUCUGGCCUGGAGCACAAGCAGCUGGAGCUGGAGACAGACCUCAACAACCUCAAGUUCCAGCUGAAGCAGGAGACUGAGAAGCACAGGAACGCCUCCAUGCUGUAUGAGAAGACCCGUGUGCAGCUGGGCAGGAAGGAGGAGCAGCAGCGGGCCGAGGCAGAGGACAAGCAGACCCUGCAGCUCUCCCUCAGGAACCUGGAGCUGGACAUGAGGACCCUAGCCAACAACAACAAACAGCUGGAGGAGGACCGUAGCGAGAUGCAGCGCCUGCUGGCCCAAGAGCGCAGCGCCCGCGCCCUGCAGGAGAGCCUGCUCAGCACACACCUCCGCCGGCAGCAGGAGGUGGAGGAGGAGAACCGCAGGAACGUCAGCAGGAGCAACGAGGCUCUGUCCCAGCUGACGGAGGCCAGCGACCGGGAGGGAGAGCUCCUGCAGCAGCUCUCCACCCUCCAGGAGGAGCUGGGGGGCCUGAGGGCGGAGCUGGAGCGCAGGCGCUCCCUCAGCCUGCAGGAGGAGGCUCGGCUGCUGGAGGAGAGCGAGGGCCUCCGGGAGAGACUGGAAGACGCCCGCCGCGACCUCAAGCUCAACGAGGAGGCCCUGGCCCAGACGGUGUACCAGUACAGCGGGCAGCUCAGCUCCCUGAAGGCCGAGCUGGCCGUGGCGGCGUCCCGCCUGGAGCAGGAGCGGCAGGCGCGCGAGCAGCUGGAGGCCCAGGCCGAGUCGGCCCGCACCAGGCUGGCCGGGGCCCUGCAGGAGGCGGAGCGCUGCCAGGCGGGCCGCGCCGAGGCGGAGAAGGCCCUGCAGAGGGAGAGGGACGAGAGGCUGCGCACCCAGGACAAGAGGCAGGACGAGGUGGCCAGCCAGCGCGAAGCGGUCAGCGGCCUGUCCCAGAACCUGGCCCGGGCCGAGGGCAGGGCCAACAGCCUGGAGAACGAGCUGCACCGCGUCACGCUGUCGCUCACGGAGAAGAGCCUGCUGCUGGAGGCCCUGAGCAGGGACAAGGAGCAGGCGUGCGGGCGCCUCCGCGAGCUGGAGGGGGCCGUGCAGGCGGAGCGGGAGCAGGCCGGCCGCUCCGGGGCGCGCCAGGAGGCCACCCAGGAGAGGCUGGCCCAGGUGCAGAGCGAGGCCAUGCUGCUGAGGCAGCAGCUGGAGGAGGCCCACAACAAGGGGGCGGCCAAGGAGCGCGCCGUGACGGACGCCCAGGAGCGCUUCGGCGACAUGCUGGCCCAGCUGCGCUCGGACUGCGAGGAGCGCGUCCAGCUGGCGGAGGAGAGGAGCAAGGAGCUGGCGGGCAAAGCGGCGGACCUCCGAGAGCAGGUGUACAAGCUGGAGGAGGAGAGGAACGCCAGAGAGGCUGGAGUGAGGCAGCUGCAGCAGGAGCUAGCAGACUCCCUGAAGAAGCUGUCGAUGAGCGAGGCCACCCUCGAGGUGAACACGCGCUACCGGAAUGACCUGGAGGACGAGAAGACACGACUGCUCAAGGACAUGGACAGGCUCAAGGCUAAGCUGGAGGAGAGUGAGGACCAGUACGUUCAGGCAGAGAGGCAGAUCAACGGGCUGAAGAGCAGUGUGGAUGACAGGGAGCGAGACCUCAACACCUCCGCUCACAAGCUCCAGGAGGCCCUGUCUGCCUCGGCACGAUCAGACACGACCAUCUGCCAGCUGGAGGAGGCCGUGCAGAGGCUGGAGAUUGAGAACGCCAGGCUGGAGGCCACAGCCAAACAGCAGACCAACAAGAUAGAAGCCCUGCAGAAAGCUGCCCAGGAGGCUGUGGGGCCGUCUGACUCCCAAGGAGGAGGGGUCAGGAACCGUUUGGAGGGUCUGGUGACCCACCUGCAGGGCAGCAAGAUGAGUCUGGAGGAUCAGCUCAACCAUGAGGUGCAGAAGCAGAGCGUGCUGUCUCACACGGCCCAGGACUCCCACGCGCUCUGGGAGGAGGAGCUGAAGAGCCGCUCCAAGCUGGGCCUGAGGCUGGCCGAGCUGGAGAAGGAGAAGGGGGAGCUCAGCAGUCAGAUGGACAUGGAGAAGAAGAAGGUGAGGAAGAUUGCCGACCAGAAGAAGUCAGUGGACACCAGGCUGGACCAGGAGAUGAAGAGAAACACAGAGCUACAGAAAGAAAUGUACAGGUUGAGGACCCUGGUGAAGACCGCCAAGAAGAGGCUGAGGGAGCAGGAGGGGGCGGAGCUAGGAUCUCCUCUCACCAGCCCCCGGGGGGAGCCGGGGAGACACAGCCAAUCAGAGGCAGCCGUGGGCCGCAUGAAGGACAUGGUGGAGGAGCUCCAGGGCAGGCUGGAGAAGGAGGCGUCGCGCAGCAGCCAGCUGGAGCGGGUGAACGGGGAUCUGAAGGAGCAGCUGGCCUCCACGAGAGGGCUGGGCCGCAGCCACGAGAGGCUGGAGAGGAACAAGCGUCAGCUGGAGGAGGAGCUGGCCUCGCUGCGCCGCCAGGCCGAGGCCGGGGCGCUGGACCAGAGCCAGGCAGACACGUAUCGCCGCGACGCCGAGGAGAGAGCGCGCCAGGAGGUCCGGCAGAAACUGGAGGAGGUCAAUCUCUUCCUACAGACCCAGGCAGCCUCCCAGGAGGCCCUGGAGCACAUGAAGGCAGCCAACGAGGCCAGCCUGCGCUCGCAGCUGGAGCAGCGGAUCCGGGAGCUGGAGGGGGACCUGGGCCGAGCCCGCUCCACCCAGCAGGACAGCCUGAGCCAGAGGGACUGCAGCCGGGCAGAGCUGGAGCGCUAUCGGGAGCUCUACAGCCAGGAGCUGAGCACACGCAAGGCCCUGGCGAACAAGCUGGAGAGGUCGAACGAGCGGCUGGCAGAAGCCAACACCAAGCUGCUUAGCGAGCGCCAACGCAGCAAGUCUCUCAUCACCAACAGCAUCGUCAACGGCAGCCUGGGGGGGCCCUCGCUGGACGUGGGCUCCCUGGGCUCUGUGGGGGCCUACGGGGCCGGCCUGGGGCCCCUCAACAGGAGCCUGGGCCUGGGGGGCCCCCUCCUCAGCCCCCUGGGGGACGGCAGCAGGGUGGAGGCCUACCUGUCUAAGAUGCAGAAAGAACUGGAGAAAAAUAUAUCAAAGGAAUUGGACCAUGCGGAGCAGGAGAGUCCAGCCCGGGUGUCCCCCGUUGGCUCGGCCUCCGGCUCCACCAGGAGCCUGGGGGUGGAGCUGGACCCCGUCAGCAGGGCCACACAGCAGUACCUGGAAGUGCUGAAGAGGAACUACAUGAUCUGAGACGUGCUGGAGCCACCACAGCUGCUGGGGCCCCCUCACCACGGCACUGGGGCCCCCUCACCACAGCUGCUAGGGCCCCCUCACCACAGCUGCUGGGGCCCCCCUCACCACAGCUGCUGGGGCCCCCCUCAGCACAGCUGCUGGGACCCACGCACCACGGCACUGGGACCCCCUCACCACAGCUGCUGGGGCCCCUUCACCACAGCUGCUGGGGCCCCCUCACCACGGCACUGGGACCCCCUCACCACAGCUGCUGGGGCCCCCUUCACCGCCUGUUUACACCCAUGAGAACAACACUAGGGCUGAAGCCACUCCACUAUUGCUAAGCCAGCUUUCAAGUCAAUUUUAAUUGUUGUUUUUUUUAUCCUAUUUAUUUUCACACCGUUUCAAAGAUGGAGACAAACAUGAUUGCACGUUGCACUUACACACUCAGGAGUAGAUGGUUUUUUUAAUGUGUUUUUUUAAUGUUUUUAAAAGCCAUAUUUUGAACAUCUUUGUUAACGAUGUGUACGAACGGAGAGGUACUCUUCGGUAUUGUUUCUCCAGAGCGGGUUUGGUUUUACUGUAACUUUAUUAGUUGAGUCUCUAUAAUGCGAUAUGUGUACUGUAUUGUAUACAGGGUGCUGUGUGCAGACAGUCCUGGUUGAUGUUUGUGCAUAUUUGUAAGUAUUGGACUGUAUAUUAUUAAUAAUAUUGCCUAGAACUUUCAUUUAAUUUGUGCCAUGUAAUGGUGCAAUAAUGGGAUAACUCUUGGUUUUUGUCUUGUAAAAGAAACUUGUUUUGUUUUCUGUCAUGCACAGGAUAUACUUGAAUGAGACAAACUAGAACAUUCUUUAGUUCUUUUAAACAGGGUACCUUUGCGAGCUAACUUGGCUGAAUAACUAUUUUGUUUGUUUGCUCUUGUGGUUACCAAAUAAUAAACUUUCAGUAUUUUAGGAUAUUGUUACUUAAAGAAAUAUAUGAGAUUGAAGUACAGGGGGUAUUCCAAAAAGCAGGUUAUGUGACAUACCCAGGGAAAGUUACCUCCCCAGCAGACACCCAGCGUUGCUGCAACAUUGCCAGUAGGUUGCUGCAACAUUGCCAGUAGGUUGCUGCAACAUUGAGAAUCAGCUGGUGGGUUAAUUUACCCGGUUAUGUUGCACAACCUGCUUUAUGGAAGAAAAAGAACCAAGUCAGAGCUUCUGACCUGUACAUUUCUAAAGAUACAGAAAAUAUAUUGUUAAGUAAAUAAAACUCCAGAAAAACUUUCAUUAUAUAAACAAAUUAUAUGUUUUAUGUAGAUGGUACACUUUAAUCAGCUGUGUGGAACAAUCUUAUACGUGAAUAUUUGUGCUUAAACAAUGUUUUUAGGAAUGUGCCUAAAAAUCCAAAAUCUGUAGGCCAGAAACUAGUCUUGACUUAUGACAACCGUUCACAUGAAAAAGGGAACUGAGAAAAUAAAGACGUUUUUGAA